Molecule: messenger RNA, 429 nt
Organism: Racocetra persica
Lineage: Eukaryota; Fungi; Glomeromycota; Glomeromycetes; Diversisporales; Gigasporaceae
Source: the annotation of a GenBank genome assembly
UAAUAAUACCUUAUAAUCCAAUUGUUGAAAAUUUUCAUAAUCAAGAAGAAUUAGAUAAAUCUAUUUUAUUAGAUGAAUCUAAUUUAAAUGAAUCUAGUUUAAAUAAUGAACAGAUAAAUAGAUUUAAAAAAAUUUAUUAUGAAAAUAAAAUUGAAAAUAUUGAUGAUAAUAAUGAAGAUUCAAUUCUAAAUAUUAAAAACAAAUUAGAAAAAAAAGAUGAAGAAGCUCAAUAUAAAAAGUUACAAACAACAAUAUGUUGUAAAGAAAAAUAUCUUCAAAAUUUAGUUUCUCAUAAACAUGCUAUUUUAAAUUAUCAAAAUUUUCAAAAUUUAAAUAAUAAUCAAAAGAAUAUGUUUUUACUUGAAAUCUUAUCUGCAACUGCUCGACAAGAAAUUACUACUAUAGGACAAAAACGUAAUAAACUUGCAA